CUCUGGGGGAACACACAGACUGAGUGUUCCCGAUAAUCUCAUUCCUGGUGCCGCCUGACAUCCGGCAGGGUGGGCUGUGUCCCUGGACUUCUGGGACACUGGCUGGGCUCUGAGGACAGCACUGAGGACUUAGCUGUCUGCAGGAUGAAGCUGGCCACCAGCUUCUUGGCCCUGUGGCUCAGCUUGGGGGGAGCCCUGGCUCAGAGCGACCCUGGCCCGGAAGCUGAGGAAUCUUAUUCCGACUGGGGCCUCCGGCACCUGCGGGGCAGCUUCGAAUCCGUCAACAGCUACUUCGAUUCCUUCCUGGAGCUGCUGGGAGGGAAGAAUGGAAUCUGUCAAUACCGGUGCCGAUAUGGAAAGGCACCAAUGCCCAGACCUGGCUACAAACCUCAGGAGCCCAACGGCUGUGGCUCCUAUUUCCUGGGUCUCAAGGUACCAGAAAGUAUGGACUUGGGCAUUCCAGCAAUGACCAAGUGCUGCAACCAGCUGGACGUCUGCUAUGACACGUGUGGGGCCAACAAAUACCGCUGUGAUGCGAAAUUCCGAUGGUGCCUCCACUCCAUUUGCUCAGACCUUAAGCGGAGCCUGGGCUUUGUCUCCAACGUGGAAGGGCCGUGAGGAACCGCUUGCCGCCCGCGGCCUGGCGGAGGAAGGCGUGCGGAGUGGCGACACCGCGGGCAAGGCGUGGGCACGCUAAAGGCAGCGGGAGAAGCGUGUUGGCCUCUGGAACCUCCUUCUGUUUACACGUUUCAGCAACGCUAACAACAGCAAACACUGCACCUGUCACGCUAUAACCUUGUCCAUGUAAAUAUAUGGGUUUUUAAAUGGAGAGUACCCAGGGGCUGGGGAUUUAGCUCAGCCGCACAGCGCCUGCCUGGCAAGCGCAAGGUCGUGAGUUCAAUUCCCGGUACCGGGAAUAAAUAAAUAAAUAAAUAAAUGUAGUGUACCCGAUAUGCAUAUGAACUGUUUGGACAACAUUUUUACAGUCUGCCUUCCACACAUUUAUCACUUUAAUAGCUGCUUGUCAUUGCAUUAAAUUUAUAUGUGAUGGCCCUUUAGCUCUGUUUGAUUGGAGGUUUUUUCUCCCUUAAAACAACGUUCUGUGAACAUGUUCGACAAACUUUUUGUUUUUGAGAAACCGCCAAGAUUAAAAUUUUUAGGUAAGAAAAGAUGAUGAUUUAAUGGUUAUUACUGCAUAUUAUCAAUAACUUUCCAGAAAAUGUACCAAUUUAUACCCACCACUGUAUACGUAUAACCUUGCAAGUGUUAUUUAGAAUUUUUAUAAAUUUAGCAUGUAUAAAGUGGCAUCCUUAAUUGGCACUUUUGUACUACUUUCACUUCCCAUCUCACUCUUUGUCUUUUCUUGCU
Molecule: messenger RNA, 1368 nt
Organism: Chinchilla lanigera (long-tailed chinchilla)
Lineage: Eukaryota; Metazoa; Chordata; Mammalia; Rodentia; Chinchillidae
Gene: Pla2g12b
Product: phospholipase A2, group XIIB
Exons: 4
Coding region: 145-618 (157 amino acids)
Biological process (GO): arachidonate secretion; lipid catabolic process; cholesterol homeostasis
Cellular component (GO): extracellular region
Molecular function (GO): calcium ion binding; A2-type glycerophospholipase activity
Source: RefSeq, a predicted model, not a curated record